AUCGUGGGGAUGAAUGUUAUAGAAGACCUCGAAGCGCUCUUUAUCGCAGACGGGGGUCGCGUCCACAUGGAUCCCCACGCUCCAGGCGAGACAGAGGCCACCAUCCGUCGGUUGAUAGCCCGAGCGAGGAAGGAGUUCCCGCGCACGGGUCCGGGGGGCAAAAUCGGGUUCGUCAAGGUGGCCGGCAGGGAACCCGUUAUCAUCCCCCCGAGGAGCGAGAAAGUGGUGGAGGGCCGUUGCGGGGUCUCACCUAGGGUUGAGUGCCAAGUGCUGGCAGAGGCGGCAAAAGAGAUAGAGCUGCCGCGGGGACUGUUAGUUGCCAACACUAUUGCGACAACCAGUGGUGGAAGAAUCCCUCUCAGAGUGAUGAACACAAGCGAGAGGGCUGUCAAGCUGAUGCCAAGAGCCAGGCUUGCCGUUGUAAGCAAACCACGAGCUGUGCUCCCCAAAGAGGUUGUACGGGUAGAGGAGAGAGAGGGGGCACUCGUGGUUAAGCCGCUGGGUCAGGGUGAGAGUAUAGCGACAGGGGGCGAGGUUGGGCAGUUGCCGGUCCCUGUACAGGCUAACACCCGGGACCUCACGGAGCUACAGCGUCAAAAGCUUUGUCGGCUGUUAGCCCAACACCAAGACGUAUUCUCGGCAAGCGAAGUCGAUUACGGCUACACCACCACGGUGACACACAGUAUCCCCACCGAGGCACCCCCAAUCAAACAGAGGCACCGAAGGGUCCCACCCCAUGUCUUUCAAGAGUUUAAGAGGCAUGUUCAGGAGCUCGUUAGCCAGGGGAUCCUUAAAGAGAGCUCCAGUCCAUGGGCCUCACCUGCGGUGGUGGUUAUUAAGAAAGAUGGAAGUGUUCGAUUCUGCUGCGAUUACAGGCGGCUGAACGAAGUGACGUGCAAAGAUGCCUACCCACUUCCCCGCAUCGAAGAGUCGUUGGAUGCGCUUGGCAAUGCGCUGUUAUUCUCGACCCUGGACCUGACCGCAGGCUACUUCCAAGUGGCCAUGAGCGAAAGGGACAGGGGAAAAACGGCGGUUACAACACCAUUUGGCUUGUUUGAAUGGACUCGGAUGCCAUUUGGCUUGUGCAACGCCCCAGCCACUUUUCAGCGGCUGAUGGGUAUGGUACUGGGGGACCUCAGUUUUGAUAUACUCCUUGUCUACCUGGAUGACAUUAUAGUCUUCUCCCGGGACUUUGACAGUCACUGCGAGAGGCUUGAGACAGUGUUCGAACGUUUGAAGCAGCACGGGUUGAAGUUGAAGCCGACCAAAUGCUUCCUUCUGCGGCCGGAGGUUAAAUUCCUUGGCCACGUGAUUUCUGCUAAAGGCGUCCAGGUAGAUCAAGAAAAGGUCAAGGCCCUGGAGGCAUGGCCGGCUCCAAGGAGCGUGCGAGAGGUGAGGCAGGUGCUUGGAUUCAUGAGCUACUACAGGCGGUUUGUGCCAAGGUUUGCACAGUUGGCCAAGCCUCUGCAUGCCCUGGUUGGGAAAGGGUUGAAAAACACGUCGAGGGGCACCCAGACGUUUGUUUGGACCAGUGAGUGCCAGGAGGCACUGGACGAGCUGAAACGGUGCCUGGUGUCCCCUCCAAUCCUGGCCUAUCCCAACUUUGGCCUACCCUUUAUAUUGACCACAGAUGGGAGUCUGCACGGACUCGGAGCUGUGCUCAGUCAAAAACAGGAGGGCGUAGAGCGUGUGGUAGCCUACGCGAGUCGGGGGCUGAGAGGCUCCGAGAAGAAUGACAAGAAUUACAGCGCAUUUAAACUGGAACUUCUGGCGCUUAAAUGGGCUGUUACCGAGAAAUUCAGGGACUACCUGAUGUACGCCAGAUUCACGGUAGUCACGGACCAUAACCCGCUGCGCUACCUGGCAACGGCUAACCUGGGGGCUGUCGAACAGCGGUGGGUAGCACAACUCGCUGAGUAUGACUUUGAGGUGUGUUACAAGCCCGGGCGGCAAAACACGAAUGCAGACGUCCUCUCCAGAAUCCCUGACCAAGAGGAACCUGAGCAGGAGGACACGGGCAAGGACUUUAUCAAGGUGGGCCCGGAAGAAGUGCGUGCGUGUCUGUGGCCUGCUAGGUUGGAGGAGGAUGGUAGGGCUGAUCUGAAAGCCAGAGUGCAAGCGACUGCUGGGAAAGCUCUCGGUGGGCACAGCUGGGAGGAGGUCGAAGUGGCUCAGAAAAACGAUCCGGUCGUCGGGCCCGUGUAUCGGGUGGUUGAGAGGGGCACGGAGAUGAGCCAUGCCGAUCUCCACGCGUUAACACCGGACGCGAGGCGGCUUCACCAACAGCUUGACCGCCUUAGGCUUUAUAAGGGUGUACUGUAUAGGCAUGUCAGUGACCCUCGUGAUGGGGAGGAGAUCAGGCAGCUCAUUGUCCCAGGGGCCUUACAACGUAAGGUAUAUGAGAACCAGCAUGAGCAUGGGGGGCAUUUCAGUGCAAAGAGCACCCUCGCGGUGCUGAGAAGGAGCUAUUACUGGCCUACCAUGAGUAGAGAUGUUCAAGAUUGGGUUCAGCAAUGCAGGCGGUGCGCAUUGGCAAAGGAUGUCUUUCCCAACCACAGGGCCCCCAUGACCUGCAGCAAUGUCACCGCACCCCUGGAGGUCCUUGCUAUGGACUAUACGGUGCUAGAAAAGUCUUGUGGGGGAUACGAAAAUGUCCUUGUCCUUACAGACAUGUUCACCAGGUUCACCGUUGCCGUCCCCACCAGAAACCAAACUGCUGAGACGACAGCAAAUGCUUUGCUGAAACAUUGGUUUACCUAUUACGGGUGCCCGGCCCGGUUGCACUCCGAUCAGGGGAGGAGCUUCGAGGCUAGUGUUAUAAAAGAGCUGUGCAGGGCCUAUGGGAUUGCCAAGAGUCGCACCAGCCCUUACCAUCCGCAGGGGAACGCGCAGUGUGAGAGGUUUAAUAGGACCAUGCACGACAUGCUCAGGACACUGCCACCAGAGAAGAAGCGGGAUUGGAAAACGUACUUGCCAGAGUUGGUUAUGGCCUAUAACUCUCGUGAGCACUCUUCCACGGGUUAUGCGCCCUUCUAUCUCCUGUUCGGGAGGGACGCCAGGAUGCCCUUGGACCUCCUGGGAGGGAAAGACAUGAGGGAACCAGAGGCGGACAAUCUGGACGACUGGGUCCGGGACCACCACGAGAGGCUUAGGACCGCGGUGGAGGUAGCAAGCUCGGCUACUCAGGAGGCUUCUAGGAAGAGGAAGAGGAUCUACGACCGGAAGUCCCGCGGCGCCCUGCUUCAGUCCGGUGAUCGGGUGCUGUUGCGCAACCACAAACCCAGAGGCAGGAAUAAGAUCCAGGACAAAUGGGAACCCAACCCUUAUUUGGUGGUGAAACAGAACCACCCUGACAUUCCUGUGUUCACGGUCAAGCCAGAGAAGGGUGGCUCGACGAGGGUUGUGCAUAGGGAUCAGCUCAAAUUGUGCACCUUCCAAGCGCCGACAUGGCGGCUGAAGCAGGCCAAUAGGUUGCCAGCCGAAGUGGAGUCCGAUACAGACUUCAUGGAGGUUGUUUGUGUUCCACCACUCCCCUGUGGGUCGAACCCGAGCGCUCUCGUUGCCCCAGGGGCGGACGAGGUUGGCAACUGUGUCGCCCAGGGGUUGGAGCCGGAUUUAGCGGGGGAGGUACAACCAGUUAUGGCCCUAAGUGAGCCAGAGGAGAGCGAUGAGGCCUCAGAGGCGAGCGAUGAGGUGCACGAGGGGCGAGGGGAGGUUUUGCAGUUUGAACGCCCUUUGAGGCGAACCCGAGGGGUACCUCCUGUGAGGUAUAGAGAUUAUGUUACGAAAUGAAGCCAUGGAUUGCUG
Molecule: messenger RNA, 3807 nt
Organism: Haplochromis burtoni (Burton's mouthbrooder)
Lineage: Eukaryota; Metazoa; Chordata; Actinopteri; Cichliformes; Cichlidae
Gene: cuzd1.1
Product: CUB and zona pellucida-like domains 1, tandem duplicate 1
Exons: 1
Coding region: 10-3792 (1260 amino acids)
Biological process (GO): DNA integration
Molecular function (GO): nucleic acid binding
Source: RefSeq, a predicted model, not a curated record